AUGUUGAUACCGGGAAAGCCUACAAUAGGAGAUGUUGAUACCGAGAAGGUCUACACAAACAACAUACAAAUCUUAGCUCACCAGUAUAACAACUCAGUAAAAUACUUCAGUACAGGACGACAGACCACAUACACAAGAAGAGAACAACAAAACACAUACGCAAUGCCGACCGAGCACUUGUACGCAGAGUGGCUGCGAAAAGUGACUUCGAGUGCAAAAGACAUCCCACUACUAUUUGUAUAA
Debaryomyces hansenii CBS767 is the source of this 243-nucleotide messenger RNA. Its product is annotated as DEHA2B08162p. The record is from RefSeq and is a predicted model, not a curated record. Lineage: Eukaryota; Fungi; Ascomycota; Pichiomycetes; Serinales; Debaryomycetaceae. The transcript has a single exon. The coding region runs from base 1 to 243 and encodes 80 amino acids.